Rhodofomes roseus is the source of this 740-nucleotide messenger RNA. RefSeq lists its product as uncharacterized. The transcript has 5 exons. NCBI's taxonomy places the organism in Eukaryota, Fungi, Basidiomycota, Agaricomycetes, Polyporales, Fomitopsidaceae. Bases 101 to 718 code for a protein of 205 amino acids. The record is from RefSeq and is a predicted model, not a curated record.
GUUCGAACUACCGUCGCAUCUUGGUCGUAUCGUUGGCUUUGCGAGUUAGCACACAUCGUUCAGAACAACUGGUCGUUCACGCUGGACGUUACAAACCACCAUGUCCUCCCACUACUACGAGGUCGCGCUCUUCGGAGAGUUCUACCCUCAGGAUCUCUCAGCUGUUAUGAACCGCAUCACGCUCCAUAGCGAGUCUGCACACCCCAUGCAUGCUCGAGAGAUUGUCUUCGAGCAGAUGCGUUUCACGAACGACCCACCGGCUCACCGAGAUCAAGGACAGGAGCCUCCGUUGCUCAGAGCUCGCAAGGACUUGCUUGAGCAGGAUGCAAAAUGGAUUCUGUAUUCGUACUUGAAGCCAGAGUCGUCCCGUGUGCACCCUGAGGCCACGGUGCGCCCUUGGGCUAUUUGUCAAGUGGUCGGCAACGCUCUUCAUUUCGCGUCCGCUCUCGGAUACGUGCGUCGCUCGCAGAUAUUCAAGCGCGGAUACGUCUUCCGGCGAGGUCCCCUCCUCAUUCAGAUGUUCCAACAAGAACAGGUCGAUCCGAAGACGCAGAAGCCCAUUCCCGCACACCCGGAUGCCCUAUGGGAGGUCGAGGUCCGGACGGCAGCACCAGUGCGCAACAGUCAAGAAACGCCGCUCAGUAGAUAUAUAGAGGCUGUCCUAGAGAUCCAGCUUCUCAUGAAGGGUCUCCUCGAUCUCCGGCGCAAAGACGUUUGAAGAGUCAAUUGCCGCUGCCGAA